AUGCACAUUGGAGUUUUGCGUUUGCAACGCAUACGCCACAGUGUUAAAUGUGUUGCUUUUUUAUUUCUCUCCUAUACAGGCAAGAUGGUCCCCGUGCUGGAACAUGCAGUGCUGCACGCCUCAACUCUAACUAUUCUAGUCAUUUCAUGUGAGCGCUAUCAUGCAAUUUGUCGGCCACUCAAGUCGUUUCUUCUCUGCAGCAGACCGCGUCCAUUUCUGAUCAUGCUUGUGCUCUGGAGUUUAGCAACUGCGACAGCACUUCCUUUCCUGGUCAUGACACAGCUGCAAGAUCAGAUAUUUUACGACAACACACCGUGUCAGGUCUGCAGCACAGUCAUCAACCAGUUGUGGCAUUAUGUGUAUAUCGGAUUCAUCUUCGGCGUCUUCUUUCUGUUGCCGAUGUUAAUGCUAAUGGUUAUGUAUGGGAACAUAAUUAAACAAAUGUACUAUCAUACAGAUCCCAGCAGCCAUGUCCGUGGAGAGACUGAGUCCUCAGGGGGCAGUAUGAGGUCCCGUCGGCAGGUUAUUCGCAUGCUUCUGGCUAUUAUUAUUUUAUUUUUCGUCGCAUUAGCUCCUAUACGAAUCACUAUUAUUUGGCAGAUAUACAGCCCCCCAGAAGAGAAAAUAAAACUUGGAAUUGAAACCUACUACAACCUGUUGUGGAUUGGGCGGAUGCUCAUGUAUAUUAAUUCUGCGGGAAAUCCCAUUAUUUAUUCACUGCUCUCCUCUAAUUUUAAGAAAGCAUUCACUCUUUUACUGCAAGGUCGAAUCAGUAGAGCCGGAUCAACAGUUGGUUACACUGGCUCUUUACGGACCACGUCUGUUUCGGUGGCCCUGAAACGAAUGUCUUUGCCUGCCAUUGGUAAUUAUUCAGCCCAGGACAGCAAAAGACAAAUCCGUGAGUCUCCAUCCCCUUCAGUUACCUUUCUGAGCAACAGAUACUCAAUUUCUGCAACCUAA
Molecule: messenger RNA, 960 nt
Organism: Candidula unifasciata
Lineage: Eukaryota; Metazoa; Mollusca; Gastropoda; Stylommatophora; Geomitridae
Source: the annotation of a GenBank genome assembly